UUCAUAUCUUAAAUUUUAGAGAUUGGUUUUUAGAUGGUUUUGUAUCACACAAAAUUGGCUGGUCCUUAUUAUUUUAGUUUAGUUUACUUUUCAGUUCAGUUCAGUUCGAGUAACACAAACCAUACAUGGCCAUCUCCACAAAACAUGGAAGCAAGAAGGACUCAUCAGAUGCCACAACUCCUCUCCUUGAUGAUAGUAGCACUGAAGAUGAACUAAUCCGUGAUUAUGUUAAUUACACAGGCCAACCUUGCAAGCGAUCCGAAUCGGGAGGAUGGCAAUCAGCAGCCUUCAUUUCAGGUGCUGGAGGACUGGAGAGGUUUGCAUUUCGAGGUAUGGAAUGCAAUCUGAUAAAUUUUCUCACUGGACCUCUUGGAGAAUCCGUGGCGGUUGCAUCUGCAAAUGUAAAUAUUUGGAUGGCUUUAGGAUCCAUCAUGCCUGUUGUAAAUGGAAUUCUUGCUGAUUCAGUUCUUGGCCUGUACAGAACCAACAUCAUUACUUCAAUCAUUUACAUCUUGGGACUAGGCCUCUCAACAAUAUCAGUGGUAAUAAUUCCAUCUAACGAUGAACCCACCACAAACAACGCAGCGGUCCCAACAAUACUUCAAGUUUUGUUUUUCUUCUCAAUUUAUUUGGUGGCAUUAGCGCAAGGAUUUCAGUCCUCAAGUCAAGUGUUUGGAGCCGAUCAAUUUGAUAGAAACCAUCCACAAGAAAGCAAAGCCAUCAGCUCAUUUUUUAAUUGGUGGCUUUUUGGCUUGUCUGUUGGUGUUGUCUUGGCAAUUCUGAUGAUUCCAUAUAUUGAAGAAAACAUUAGUUGGGGAAUGGGUUUCGGAACCGUUUUGUUGGCUAUGGUAAUUGGAUUCAUUUUACUUGUGUUGGGUUAUAGGACAUACCGCUUUGCUCUUGUCCACCGUGACCAGAAAAGCCCUAUUGAUGAUGCCAUUUAUUCAACCUCACAAGAACUGGAUCAAGAGUCUUUGAGGUCCCUUCCAGAAGGGAAGUUCCAAAAUCACAAGAAAAAUUUGGAGACAAAGAAGGCUUUAGGGUUGCUCCCCAUUUGGUGUACCACAGUGAUGUAUACCUUAGCAUGGGCUCAAGCUCCUACAUUAUUCACCAAGCAAGCAAACACAGUGGACAGAUCAAUAGGCCAAUCAUUCGAAAUACCAUCAGCCUCACUUCGGAUUUUCAUCCCAUUGACAACAAUGUGCUUCACUCCCAUCUAUGACCGUGUUUUUGUCGCGAUUGGGAGGAAGAUUACAGGAAAUCCCACUGGAAUCACAGAGUUCCAGAGAAUAAAAAUGGGUAUGACAAUAUCCAUCGUUGACAUGGUUGUGGCAGCUCUGAUCGAAAAGAAAAGACUAGAAAUCGCUCGCGAUCACAGUCUAGUGGACAUCCCGAAUGCAAUGGUGCCUAUGAGUUUUUGGUGGCUGGUACCACAAAAUGUGUUGUGCUCAUUUGCAUAUGUUUUCACCUUUGUUGGGAUGCAGAAAUUUUUCUAUGAUCAAGUUCCUGAUGAAUUGAGAAGCAUAGGCCUAUCCCUUUCUUUUGGUGCACUUGGGGCAGGGAAUUUCUUGAGUAGUUUUCUGAUUUAUGGACUUGAUAGAGCUACAAGUGUGGGUGGGAGGUACAGUUGGUUUUGUGAUAAUUUGAGUAGAGCCCAUCUUGAUUACUUCUAUUGGGUUGUGGCUGGACUAGGAUUUCUUGGGUUAGUUGGCUUUGCGUUACUUGAGAAAUCUUUCUCUAAGGAAAAUGUUGCUAAAAAGAAUACACCUCAACCAGAUAGCAUUUGAUUGACCACUUUCUGCUACGUCAUCCUUGAAUCCUUUACUAGAAUUUGUGUAAUUCGGCUGAAAAGACAGCUUGUAUAUUUUAAUUUAUCGGAACACCUUGUAGUAUUAUUUUCGUAUUCAUCAAAAUGUGAAACGGUGGGUUUGAUAUAUAUUAAAGGUAAAUUCAAAAGUUAAAGAAAUAUUGAAGAAACAUAUCUAGAAGUUUCAAACUUCCAUGAAUUUGAGAAUUGCAAGGCAAGGAGGAAAAAAGCACUACAAUAAUCUCCUCACAUAAAUUUAAAUGAUUAUACUCUCUCUGUUUCAAAAAAAAAAAUUAAAUAUCAAAAUUCGAUAUAAAUUAAUUUUUUAUUUUGGAGACAGAGCGAGUAAGAAGACACAAUAGAAAUUAAGAGUGAGAAAAAAGUCCCACCAUUUCUGGGCGAGGCUUGCACUUUGCAAGAAGUGGUGUACCUCUGGGAAUAUUGAGCCCUGGACCUUCACUUAAGUCCAGCAACUCUUCGGAAAUUCUGGUCCAUUCAAAGCACUGAACAAGCAAGCCCAGAGUCAGCCCAAUAACUCGUCUAGCAGAUGGCUCACCCGGGCAUCCCCUUCUCCCAUAGCUAAAUGGCAAGAAAUUGAACCCAAAACCUUCUUUGUCAUCAACAUUUAAGAACCUUUCGGGCUUAAAUUUUGUUGGCUCUUCCCAGAAUUUGGGAUCGUUUUGCAUGGCUCGAACAUUCACGAAUAGUAUCGUGCCACGUGGGAUGUGGUAGCCUCCGACCGUGCAAUCCUUAGAUGCUUCGUGGUGGCCGAUGAGUGCCGCUGCCGGAUACAUACGAAGUGUUUCGGAGAUGAUCGCUUGAAUGUAAGGGAGAUGGUUGAGGUCAGAGUCAUCAAUCAGCCUAUUUGAUUUGCCAAUUCGGUUUUGAAUCUCUUCAUGGGCUUUUCUAAGUGUAGAUGCACGAUUAAGCAUAAGCGAAAGAGCCCAUUCCAUUGUUAUAGCUGUUGUUUCAGUUCCACCAAUCAACAUUACCUGCAACAUAUUUUCAGCUCAAAGUAGUUAUAUUAGUAUCAGACUUGCUUGGACAUUUCUUUUUGUUUCUAACCCGAAUGGCAUAAAGCUCGAAAUCAUCAUCUAUCUAGUACUUUUAUUUAUUUGACUUAAAAAAUAAAUUCUAAGCACACAAAUGUUGUCCUAUAAUUAUAAGUUUUAAAAAAAUAAUUAAUUGGGAAUAUCAUUUGUCAGGACAUAGGCAUGAAGCUCAAUGAUAUCAAGCCAGGUAAAAUUUUUAAAAUUUUUCUUCCUUAUCAAAACUAAAACUUAUCUUUUUUUUUUUUAAACGCCGGGAACCCCAUUAGAGAUGGGUAAACCCACGCCCACUGCAAUAGCCUGCAAACUACUGUGGGAGGUAAACUACCCAAGACAAGCCGGGGGUGACAAACUCGGAUGCGAAAUUAAGAGUUCAUUAGUGGAUUAGUCAUAACAAGCCCCUAGAGGUGUUAAUAGGCAAAGUAAGAGCCAACCCCUAACUUUUCUGUUGAAAGUAGGGGAUUGAACUCAUGACCUACUCUUCGAGCAAUGUGGUUUUACCACCGAACCAAGUCCUCAUUCGCACUUAUCUUAAAUGUUACUUUCUUAAAUUAUUUAUAUCAUUACUUUCAUUAAUACUAAACGCAAAAAAAAAAAAAAAUAAUUAUCAACGACCUAGCAUGAUAUUUUUGGGCAUGACAAGGCUUUCAUUAGGACAGAUCUGACAAAUCGUUUUCUCUAAUUAAUUAGUACUACCAUACAAAUGUCAAUUAAUCAUACAAAACAAAACUUAUUCAAAGUUGUGUUUUCAUGUAGACUUACCAGGAUCAUUCCUUUGAUGAUUUCAUCUUUAUAAAACUCC
Molecule: messenger RNA, 3658 nt
Organism: Oldenlandia corymbosa var. corymbosa
Lineage: Eukaryota; Viridiplantae; Streptophyta; Magnoliopsida; Gentianales; Rubiaceae
Source: the annotation of a GenBank genome assembly